GAGGGAUGACGAAUGGUUGACGGGUAUUGGAGGCGGGCUUUACUGAGGAGGGUGUAGCUGCAGUCAUCAUGGCUCCCAGACCGCGUAUCCCAGUGCAAUAGUAAAUAAAUAGAAAGGAAAUGCAUUGUCCAUGUUUAUAACAGAGAAGUGCGUUAAUUUAGGAUACAUAUUUACAAUUUCAGAUUAAAACCGUAGCUUUUUUUCUCCCUUAUACGCGAGCGAGCUAUGGAUGCGCAGGUUGCAAACCGUUGCAGCAUCAAGUCUGCAGCGAAAGCGAGCAGCCCGCAGAAUGCAGCUGAAAGCCGGAUCGAAAACGCACCAAAGAAGAAAUCCCGCACGAGAAGAGGCAGAAGAGGGAAGCGACGGAGGGGCAAGAAGGCCAACGAGCCUCCGCCGUUUCUACCACCAGAGGCUGAAGAGGGAAACAUUGAAUACAAGUUGAAGCUGGUAAACCCCACGCAGUAUCGGUUCGAACACUUGGCCACGCAGUUGAAAUGGCGACUGCAGGAGGGCCGCGGGGAGGCCGUGUAUCAGAUUGGGGUGGAGGAUAACGGUCUGCUGGUUGGACUUACAGAAGAAGAUAUGAAAGCCUCGCUUAAGACUCUUCGCAGAAUGGCUGAGAAGGUUGGAGCCGAUAUCACGCUCCUGAGAGAGAGGGAGGUGGACUGCGAUAGAGCUCGACGGAAAAUCGCUGAAGUUCUUGUGCGGAAAGUUCCAGAUGACCAGCAGUUCCUGGAUCUCCGUGUGGCUGUUCUGGGUAACGUGGAUUCAGGCAAGUCAACUCUGCUGGGCGUGUUGACUCAGGGCGAGCUGGAUAACGGACGGGGCAGGGCCAGACUCAACCUCUUCAGACACCUGCAUGAGAUUCAAACGGGACGGACAUCCAGCAUCAGUUUUGAGAUCCUAGGCUUUAACAGCAAAGGAGAGGUUGUAAACUACAGUGACUCUCGUACAGCAGAGGAGAUCUGUGAGAGCUCUUCUAAGAUGAUCACUUUUAUUGACCUGGCUGGUCAUUAUAAGUACUUGAAGACCACUAUAUUUGGCCUGACAAGCUACUGCCCAGACUUUGCCAUGCUGGUGGUGGGAGCCAAUACUGGCAUUGCUGGCACAACUAGGGAGCACCUGGGUUUGGCGAUGGCGCUGAAGGUGCCCAUAUUCAUUGUGGUGAGUAAGGUGGACCUUUGCGGUAAAAGCACAGUGGAGAAAACGGUUCGUCAGUUGGAGAGAGUGCUCAAACAGCCCGGCUGCAACAAGGUCCCCAUGGUGGUGUCCAACCCUGAUGAUGCCGUCACGGCUGCACAGCAGUUCGCACAAUCCUCCAGUGUGACGCCCAUCUUCACCCUCUCCAGUGUGUCUGGGGAGAAUCUGGACCUUCUGAAGGUCUUUUUCAACAUUCUUCCUCCUCUGAGCAACAGCAAGGAGCAAGAGGAGCUCAUGCAGCAGCUCACGGAGUUCCAGGUGGAUGAGAUUUACAGUGUUCCUGAUGUAGGGACAGUAGUCGGUGGUACACUCUACAGUGGUGUGUGUCGUGAAGGAGACCGGCUGGUUGUGGGUCCCACCGAUGAUGGGCGAUUCCUGAGGUUGAAGGUGUGCAGUAUUCACAGGAAUCGCUCCGGCUGCCGUGUGCUGAGAGCUGGACAGGCCGCCACACUUGCACUUGGGAACUUUGAUCGCUCGUUACUACGAAAGGGCAUGGUCAUGGUGAGUCCCAAAAUGAACCCUACUAUUUGCUGGCAGUUUGAGGCCGCUAUUGUCCUCCUGUUCCACGCCAAGACUUUCCGCCGUGGUUUCCAGGUCACGGUGCACGUGGGGAAUGUGAGGCAGACCGCCACUGUAGAGUGUCUCCUUGGAAAGGAGGAGCUGCGGACAGGAGAGAGAGCUGUAGUGUGUUUCAGAUUCUUAAAGCACCCUGAGUAUUUGCGUGUGGGAGCCAAGCUGCUCUUCAGAGAGGGGGUGACCAAAGGCAUUGGACACGUGACGCACCUCCUACCCUCCACCCAGAACCACGUGCCUGAUCAGAACCGCAACCAGAACCACAGUUAGACACAUUGGGAGUGACACCAUAAAUCAAAAGAGGACUUUUGACUGCAGCUGCAGUCACGUCCUGUCCUUGCCUUGAGUUUGCAUCCCCUAGUUCUAUUGUGCACCUUUCAUUUCCACUCUAUAGUUGUGCCUAUAUUAAUUGCAGAUUUGCCUGUGUGUAAAUGCUCUCGGCUCCUGUGACAUUUGGACGGUUUUGGUACAGUGAUUUACUGAUUAGAGUGUAUGUCUGCCAGGUGUAAUGGAGCUUGAAAACCUCUCCUAAUUUUGCACAAGUGCGUGUUUCACAUCUUAAGUUGAAACUGGCUGAC
Messenger RNA from Sinocyclocheilus grahami, 2351 nucleotides. Its product is annotated as GTP-binding protein 2-like. The transcript has 12 exons. The record is from RefSeq and is a predicted model, not a curated record. Gene Ontology annotation, biological process: translational elongation. The coding region runs from base 226 to 2043 and encodes 605 amino acids. Gene Ontology annotation, molecular function: GTP binding; GTPase activity; translation elongation factor activity. Lineage: Eukaryota; Metazoa; Chordata; Actinopteri; Cypriniformes; Cyprinidae.